GCGCGGGAGAAACAAGUAAUGUGGAUGUGUGGCAGACGUUUUUGGGGUUAAAAAUAAAACAAUAGAAAUACACAUACAGCUAUGGAUCCAUCAGAAGUUGAGUUCCUGGCCGAGAAGGAGAUGGUGAAGAUAAUACCGAACUUCAGUCUGGACAAGAUUUACCUGAUCGGGGGUGACCUUGGUCCCUUUAAUCCUGGACUGCCAGUGGAAGUCCCUGUGUGGCUGGCCAUGAAUCUGAAACAGAGACAGAAAUGUAGGAUUGUUCCUCCAGAGUGGAUGGAUGUUGAGAAGCUGGAAGAGAUGCGAGAUCUUGAGAGGAGAGAGGACACUUUUACACCUGUCCCCAGUCCGUACUACAUGGAGCUGACUAAACUACUACUGAACUACGCGUCUGAUAACAUCCCUAAAGCAGAUGAGAUCCGCACGCUGAUCAAAGACAUCUGGGACACCCGUAUUGCCAAACUGCGCCUCUCUGCCGACAGCUUCAUCAGUCAGAUGGAGGCUCAUGCCAAGCUGGACAACCUCACUCUGAUGGAGAUCAACACCAUCCGAUCAUUCCUUCUUGAUUCCCUGAACUGCAUGUACAAACUCCGAUCUAAUCUUCAGCCUGGUUCAAAUAAAGGACAGUUCACGGAUUAUUAAUACAGGAAAUAAGAGCCUGAUCAGGUGUGGAUAUUUUUCAGACCAGGGUUGAAUUGUUGGACUGAUGUGCGCACCGACUCACAAGGCAUCACUCAAAGACUUGAAGAUCUCAGGUCUGAAUUAAGCAAGAUCAAGUUUUACUCUUUGUCUUUUAAGAUUUCUUUGAGAGACAGUAGUUUUCUGUAUAUGUAUAAAUAUCUGAGCUUUGUGUUUGUCUGCUGUUCUAAACGUGUUCACAUGUAGAGCUGAUACCAGUGAAAAAUCUAUUUGUGUGGUGUUUUGAUAAAGGUUUGACUGCAGCAUUAUGAUGCAGGUCAGCGUUUUUGACACGGCAAUAAAUUUGUAGUUCACAUGUUUUACAACAAUAAAAUAUAUUAUAGUAAAGA
This is a messenger RNA of Cheilinus undulatus (humphead wrasse), 1028 nucleotides long. RefSeq names its product GINS complex subunit 2 (gene gins2). Lineage: Eukaryota; Metazoa; Chordata; Actinopteri; Labriformes; Labridae. The record is from RefSeq and is a predicted model, not a curated record. The transcript is spliced from 5 exons. The coding region runs from base 82 to 642 and encodes 186 amino acids. Gene Ontology annotation, cellular component: nucleus; GINS complex. Gene Ontology annotation, biological process: DNA replication; double-strand break repair via break-induced replication.